This is a messenger RNA of Gallus gallus (chicken), 3460 nucleotides long. RefSeq names its product nuclear receptor subfamily 4 group A member 2 (gene NR4A2). Gene Ontology annotation, cellular component: nucleus; transcription regulator complex. Gene Ontology annotation, biological process: dopaminergic neuron differentiation; central nervous system neuron differentiation; regulation of transcription by RNA polymerase II. Gene Ontology annotation, molecular function: nuclear glucocorticoid receptor binding; RNA polymerase II cis-regulatory region sequence-specific DNA binding; nuclear receptor activity. The record is from RefSeq and is a predicted model, not a curated record. Bases 1089 to 2906 code for a protein of 605 amino acids. The transcript is spliced from 7 exons. NCBI's taxonomy places the organism in Eukaryota, Metazoa, Chordata, Aves, Galliformes, Phasianidae.
CAACCUACAGCCUCCGUUUGGGGAGCUGGAGAGCGCGCCUGAUCCCAGCCCUCGGGAAAAGCCUUUGGGCUGCAGACACGGGAUGGGCCGCUCAGGGACCUAUGGGAGAGCACCCGCCAGACGUACGGCAUCACCGCGUGUUUGCCUUCUUUUCGCUGCACAAACUGAUCGCAUCUCUGGUUUUUGUUGCGUUUUUUUCCCCCGAAUCCCGCUCAUCUCGAGCCGAAGCGGCUCCCCGCCUGCUGCCUGGGUGCCUCGUGCCUCGUACCUCGUGCCGGGCCGCUCUGCGGGCCCCCCGGCCAUCCCCUCCCGCCGCGCGGAUCCCGUCGGGGCGCGGGGCUAUUUCGGGCACUUUUGGCGCGCCGCGCGGUUGCGUCAAUGGCGGCGCCCGCUGCGUCACGGCCGCCCCGCCCCGCCCCGCCCCGCGCUCACUUUUUCCCUUUCGCCCGCGGGUGACGCCGCCGCGCUCCAUGCAAAUGAGGCGGCGCUCAUGCAAAUGAGGCCCCGCCCCCUCCCCGCCCCGCUUAAGGUGCCGUCGCCGACGGGGCGGGCGGGGAUCCCCGGGCGCGCCCCCGCGGUCCGCCCCGCCCGGAACCUCGCGGGGGAGCUCCGCUGCGGGCGCGCGGAGCGCCGCGCACGGCGGCAGCGGCCGCGCACCCCGAGCGCAGCACGGCGCGCCCCGCGCGGACCCAUCGACGGCGGCCGCGGGGAGAGGGGCGGGGAGCGGGGGGCGGCCGCGGGGCGACGCGGGGCGGCCCGAGCCCACCUUAAGCCGUGACUCGCGGUGAUGUCACGUCGGAAAUUUACCAAAGCGAGCGCUGGCCAACGGCGCGGGGCGGCCGGCCCCGGCGGGCUGAUUGGGCGGGCGGCGCUGACGCGCGGUGACGCUCGAAGCCUUUAGGUGCACGUUGGUUGGGAACGCGGAGCGCACAUAAACAAAGGCACAUUGCGGGAAGGGCACUCCGAGCGCUCCGCUCGCACGGCGCUGCGCUGCCGCCGCCGCUCCCGCGCGGAGUCCCGCCGUGCCCGGCCGUGUCCCGCCGUGCCGAGCCGCGCCGGCCCCGCGCCCACCGCCGCCCGCCACUCGGAUGCCCGCUCCGCUCUCCGCCAUGCCCUGUGUUCAGGCUCAGUAUGGGUCCUCGCCUCAAGGAGCCAGCCCGGCCUCCCAGAGCUACAGUUACCACUCUUCAGGAGAAUACAGCUCCGAUUUCUUAACUCCGGAGUUUGUCAAGUUUAGCAUGGACCUCACCAACACUGAAAUCACUGCCACCACUUCUCUCCCCAGUUUCAGUACCUUUAUGGACAACUACAACAGCAGCUACGACGUGAAGCCUCCUUGCUUGUACCAAAUGCCCCUGUCCGGACAGCAGUCCUCCAUUAAGGUGGAAGACAUUCAGAUGCACGGCUACCAGCAACACGGCCACCUGCCCCCCCAGCCCGACGACGUGAUGGCCCAUUCGGGCUCCGUCUACUACAAGCCCUCGUCGCCCCCGACCCCUUCCACGCCCGGCUUCCAGGUGCAGCACGGCCCCGUGUGGGACGACGCCGGCUCCCUGCACAACUUCCACCCCAACUACGUGGCCACCACGCACAUGAUCGAGCAGCGCAAAGCGCCCGUCUCCCGCCUCUCGCUCUUUUCCUUCAAGCAGUCCCCCCCCGGCACUCCCGUCUCCAGCUGCCAGAUGCGCUUCGACGGGCCCCUCCACGUGCCCAUGAACGCGGAGCCGGCCGGCCCCCACCACGGCGUGGACGGGCAGCCCUUCGCCGUGCCGAGCCCCAUCCGCAAGCAGCCGGCCAUGGCCUUCCCCGGGCUGCCGCUGGGCCACGCGCCGCAGCUGCUGGACAGCCAGGUGCCGUCGCCGCCCUCGCGGGGGUCCCCGUCCAACGAGGGGCUCUGCGCCGUCUGCGGGGACAACGCUGCCUGCCAGCACUACGGCGUGCGCACCUGCGAGGGCUGCAAGGGCUUCUUCAAGCGCACGGUGCAGAAGAACGCCAAAUACGUGUGCCUGGCCAACAAGAACUGCCCGGUGGACAAACGCCGCCGGAACCGCUGCCAGUACUGCCGCUUCCAGAAGUGCCUGGCCGUCGGCAUGGUGAAGGAGGUGGUUCGCACAGACAGCCUCAAAGGCCGGAGGGGUCGCUUGCCAUCCAAACCGAAGAGCCCCCAGGAGCCCUCUCCCCCCUCUCCCCCGGUGAGUCUGAUCAGUGCGCUGGUGAGAGCCCAUGUCGACUCCAACCCGGCUAUGACCAGCCUGGACUAUUCCAGGUUCCAGGCUAACCCCGACUACCAGAUGAGCGGGGACGACACUCAGCACAUCCAGCAGUUCUACGACCUGCUCACCGGCUCCAUGGAGAUCAUCCGCGGCUGGGCAGAGAAGAUCCCCGGCUUCACCGACCUGCCCAAAACCGACCAGGAUCUGCUCUUCGAGUCCGCCUUCCUCGAGCUCUUCGUGCUGCGCCUGGCGUACAGGUCGAACCCCGUGGAGGGGAAGCUCAUCUUCUGCAAUGGGGUUGUCCUGCACCGGCUGCAGUGCGUCCGCGGCUUCGGGGAAUGGAUCGAUUCCAUCGUUGAGUUUUCCUCCAACUUGCAGAACAUGAACAUCGACAUCUCGGCGUUCUCCUGCAUUGCUGCCCUGGCCAUGGUGACAGAGAGGCACGGGCUCAAAGAACCCAAGCGGGUGGAAGAGCUGCAGAACAAGAUAGUGAAUUGUCUCAAGGACCAUGUGACUUUCAACAACGGGGGCCUGAAUCGCCCCAACUAUUUGUCCAAACUCUUGGGGAAGCUCCCCGAACUCCGCACGCUUUGCACGCAGGGGCUGCAGCGCAUUUUCUACCUGAAACUGGAGGAUUUGGUGCCACCGCCAGCAAUAAUCGACAAACUCUUCCUGGACACUUUACCUUUUUAAGACUCUUCCCGUGCACUGACGCUGGACUCGAGGAACCUUCGCCCGUCGGAAGGGGACUUCACCUGGGCACGGGGCAGCGCGUGGGGCGGCGCAGCCCCCCUCCCAGCGAGCGCUGAGCCUCCUGCGGGCGGAGCGCGACGGGGCGUUUGGCUCUGGGGCACCAUGGAUGCGGCUCUCGGACUUCACAAAUCCCAUGGUAUAAACUUUUUAUUCUCGGCUUAUAGAUGAGUUUAUUGUUGAGGACUUCCGGUUAAGCAGACGAAGCGAUCUGGCGACGCCGGGCGCGCGGCUCAGAGCGAGAGGGGCAGCCCACGCGCUGAGGGACCCGCGGGCAUCGCCUCCUAAAGACUUAAAGUUUUCUGCUGUAAAAGAAAGCUGUAAUAUACACAGAUCCUAAAUGUUCCGUGGGCGGCAUGCCAGGAAGGAAGGGAAAGGCUUGUACAGUUAUCAGACGCGGUUUGGCUUUUCUGCAGAUGAACCCGUGCCUAGUUAUGAAUCUAUAGGGGAACCAAUUCUAAAGAAUUAAGAAAUAAAAGCUAAACGUGUUGGGGGGG